AUGGAAAAGAAAAGUGAAAUGUGCUUAGAUAAAUACAAAGAGUUAAUAAAAGUUGAAAAGACAAAUUAUGAAGCAUUUAAAAAUGAUGAAAAAUGUUUAUUUAUAAGAAAAGAAAUAUUUGAUCAUGCAAUUAUUUAUACGAGUAAUAAAAUUGGUGAAAAUUGUUUGAUAAAUUAUUUAAAAAAUUUAUAUGCAUAUUUUAAAAAAAAACAUGAAGAUAAUAAUUAUGAGAGAAAUAAAAAAGAUGAAAUUUAUAUAAGUCUUGAAGAUUGGUUAGAAUAUAAUGAAUUAAUAAAAAAUCAAGAUAAUGUUGUAUAUCUGAUUUUUAGUUGUAAUAUUUGUAAAUCUUUGUGGAUAUUAUUAAGUAUAACCUUACAAAGCAUAAGAAAAAAAAAUAAUUUAAAAAAGCAAAAAACUAUUUUUAAUUAUACAUAUGAAAAAUUAAAUAUACGAGAAUUAAGUGGGAGUCAAGCAAAGACCGAAAAAAAUACACCAAAUUACAAGAGUUUUUUUCAUGAAAAUGAUAAGAGAGAACAAAUAAAUAAAGAAACAGAUACUGUAAAAUGUUCUGAGAAAUUCGAAAAAGAUAUUUUAAAAGUAUGGAAUGAAAAUUGGUUAGAUGAAUGUAUAUGUAUAGAAUUUGUGAUAUUUUUUAUAAUUUUACAAUUUCUUAAGAUAGAUAAUAUAAAAAAAAAAUAUGAUAAAAAUUUAAAUGAGGAUUGUUGGCCUCAUUUUGUUGGAAACUCAAAAGAUAGUAGUAAUGGAAAACAUAAUAAUGUGUCCCAAAAUGUUUGUGGAUUAUCUACAUCAGGAAAUAAUAAUUCAUUUUGUAAUUUAAAAACAAUAAUUUAUAAAUCUAAUUUAUCUGAUAUAUUUAUUAGUAGUGGAAAAAAUUAUAAAAAACUUUUAGAAACAUAUUUAAUUGCAUUUUUAUCAUGUACAGAUAUUCAAAAUAGUACAUCCUUAACUGAAAUUCCUUUAUAUUUUCGAAACUAUAAUUUUUUUUUAUUAGAUUUUAUUAUAGAAACAAAUGAUGAACAUAAUGUGUAUGAAAAAUAUAUGUUAAAAAAUGAGUAUCAAAUUUUAUAUAAGACAAAAAUAAUAUUAGAUUGGUUAUUAAAAAAUUUACAUAUAUAUGAUGAAUUAAAUGAGAGUAUAGAUAGUAGUGUUAGUAGUAAUGAAAUAGGAAAAGAUAAUGUUAUAGAAAAUAUAUCAAACAAUUUGAACAAGUCUUAUAGUUAUUUUUCUAAAUUAUCAAUAAAAGGAAAUAAUAAUUUUAAAAAUAGUAAUUUAUCAAAUAAUAUAUAUGAAAUACAAAACAAUGAUAUAUAUGAAAUUCGAAAUAUGCAAGGUAAAACAAUAUAUAUAAAAAAUAAUAAAAGUAUAAUAAAUAUAUUAAAUUGUAAAGAAUGUAAUAUAUAUAUAUUAACAACGAUAGAAUAUUUAAAAAUAAAUUUUUGUGUCGAUAUGUAUAUUAUUUGUUUAUCAACAGAAAUGAUAACUACAUUAUUUAAUUCGAGAAAUUUAGAAAUACAUCUAGUUACUAGAAGUUUAAAAAUAGAAAAUGUAAUGGAUACAGAUGUAUAUGUAUAUACAGAAACUAACAUAAUCAUUUAUGGAGAUACGAGAAAUAUUCAACUGGCACCAUAUAACGUUUUAAAUAGUAAACAAAAAAUUCUUUUACAAAAAUCGAAAAUAAAAUUCAAUGAAAAAAAUUUCGAACUUUUUGCAUUUCCUUUGAAGUGCAAAACGAAUUUAUCUCACUCAUUAAACUUAGAAAGUCAAUUUACGAAAGCGACUACCAGCGUUGUUAAUUCUGGCAAUGUUGUGAGUGGUGGUAAUUCUGGCAAUGCUGUGAGUGGUGGCAAUAAACAAUUUGAUAUCGAGUGCUAUUUAAAAGGGCAAGGCGUAAAUAGUAGCUUUAAUAACAUACAUUACACAAAUCAGGGAAAUAAUAAAAUUGGGUUUGGAGACGAAAUAAAUCGAGUUAAUAGUUGUGAUAAAAAUUUUAUAAAUUCAAAUUUUUCAGAAACAUUUACAGAUUAUGUGUAUUAUAUAUUAUGCCCAUCCAAAUUUUAUAUAAUUGAGAUUCCUAAUUUAGAAUCUGAACCAUUACAAAAUAAUGAAGAUAAUUAUGCUUGUUUAUAUCUUCCCGAGGUUUAUAAAAAUUCGAUUGAAAAAAAAGAUCAACUAACUUUGAAUUUGUUAAAUAUUGUAGAUGAUAUUAAUUUAACGAAAUUACAAAAAGAAAAAGUGACAAAAAUUCUGACAUAUAAAUUAUAUGAAUACAUUCGAAAAUCAAAACGAAUUUCCAAAACUGUGAGUGAUAUACUUGUUCGAGACAGUGACACCAAAGGGGACUGUUUUAGCGAAGAUAAUUGA
Plasmodium yoelii is the source of this 2382-nucleotide messenger RNA. Its product is annotated as TBCC domain-containing protein, putative. NCBI's taxonomy places the organism in Eukaryota, Apicomplexa, Aconoidasida, Haemosporida, Plasmodiidae. The record is from RefSeq and is a predicted model, not a curated record. The transcript has a single exon. Bases 1 to 2382 code for a protein of 793 amino acids.